Mesitornis unicolor (brown roatelo) is the source of this 474-nucleotide messenger RNA. RefSeq names its product OCIA domain-containing protein 2-like. Lineage: Eukaryota; Metazoa; Chordata; Aves; Mesitornithiformes; Mesitornithidae. The annotation marks the transcript as partial. Gene Ontology annotation, cellular component: mitochondrial inner membrane. The transcript is spliced from 6 exons. The record is from RefSeq and is a predicted model, not a curated record.
CCAAUGUUCUUUUGUCCCACCUCACAAAGUCAGAACACUGGAGAAAUUGCCAGGAUCCGUGAAGAAUGCAAAAGGGAAAGUUUCUGGUACAGAGCUCUUCCUUUGUCUCUUGCGAGCAUGCUUGUCACCCAGGGGCUAGUCUCAAAAGGCAUUUUCUCAGCAAGCCCAAGAUUUGGAGCAUUUCCUAAGAUGGCAAUUGCUGGUGUCUUAGGUUUUGCCAUUGGAAAGAUGUCAUACAUAGGAGAAUGCCAAAAAAAGUUCCAGAAAAUUGGUAUUGUACCAUGUGGUCCACAACACAAAAGGCAUUGUCAUCAUGCUUGCAAAGAAUGUCAAGGAAAAUUGGGAUCAAAUGAGAAAGAAGGUUCAAGUCCUUCAGCAUCCCAGAUGCUGCCAAUACUUUAUGUAGCAAGCAAAACAGCAUAUGCUGGAACGUUUGUCUGCUAUGUCAAAAGGAAAGAGUACAACGAUGUUUAA